Messenger RNA from Lipotes vexillifer (Yangtze River dolphin), 2904 nucleotides. It is a transcript of the gene KIFC3, whose product is annotated as kinesin family member C3. NCBI's taxonomy places the organism in Eukaryota, Metazoa, Chordata, Mammalia, Artiodactyla, Lipotidae. The transcript is spliced from 20 exons. Gene Ontology annotation, biological process: microtubule-based movement. The coding region runs from base 185 to 2659 and encodes 824 amino acids. Gene Ontology annotation, molecular function: ATP binding; microtubule motor activity; microtubule binding. Gene Ontology annotation, cellular component: microtubule cytoskeleton. The record is from RefSeq and is a predicted model, not a curated record.
GUGGAAAGUGUGCGGGAGGGGCCAGAGAGGGGCGGGAGCGGGGCGGGCCGAGGAGGCGGCGGCGUGGAGCUGCCUCCCGCUGGAGGGCCGGGCCGAGCCCCGGGCGCUGCGGCGACGCAGGGAUCCUACCUCCACCAGGCCGGCUGCCCGACGCCCGGAGGAGGCUGCUGAGCCCCGCCGGGCCAUGGUCCCGUCUCGCAGGACGUGGAACCUGGGAGCCACGCCCUCGCUGCGCGGCCUGUGGCGAGGGGGCCGGGCCGGGGAGCCCGAGCCGGGGAUGGCUCGCCCCGCCCCAGCCAGCCCGGCCGCCCGCCCUUUCCCACACACCGGCCCGGGGAGGUUGAGAACUGGGCGUGGAAGAGACAGCCCGGCUGGCGGCGACGAGGACUCCAGCACCCGAAGUGCAGCUCGCCCGGCCCUGGCUCAGUGCCGAGCCCUCAGCGUGGACUGGGCGAGCCCCGGGAGCCCUCACAGGCUCUACCUGACCCUGCAGGUGGAACACCUGAAGCAGAAGCUCAUAAGCCAGGCCCAGGAAGUGAGCCGCCUUCGAUCGGAGCUGGGAGGCACCGACUUGGAGAAGCACCGGGACCUGCUGAUAGUGGAGAAUGAGCGACUGAGGCAGGAGAUGCGGCGCUGCGAGGCCGAGCUGCAGGAGAUGCGGGCCAAGCCUGCGGUGCCCUGCACAGGCUGCGAGCACAGCCAGGAGAGUGCCCAGCUCCGCGACAAGCUGUCCCAGCUACAGCUGGAGGUGGCGGAGAACAAAGGCUUGCUGUCAGAGCUGAACCUGGAGGUGCAGCAGAAAACCGACCGGCUGGCCGAGGUGGAGCUGCGGCUCAAGGACUGCCUGGCCGAGAAGGCGCAGGAGGAGGAGCGGCUCAGCCGGCGCCUGCGUGACAGCCACGAGACCAUCGCCAGCCUGCGGGCCCAGUCGCCGCCCGUCAAGUAUGUCAUGAAGACGGUGGAGGUGGAGUCGUCCAAGACCAAGCAGGCCCUCAGUGAGUCCCAGGCCCGGAACCAGCACCUGCAGGAGCAGGUGGCCAUGCAGAGGCAGGUGCUGAAGGAGAUGGAGCAGCAGCUGCAGAGCUCGCAUCAGCUGACCGCACAGCUCCGGGCGCAGAUCACCAUGUACGAGUUGGAGCUGGAGCGGGCACAUGGGCAGAUGCUGGAGGAGAUGCAGUCCCUGGAGGAGGACAAGAACCGGGCCAUCGAGGAGGCCUUUGCCAGAGCCCAGGUGGAGAUGAAGGCUGUGCACGAGAACCUGGCAGGUGUCCGGACCAACCUGCUGACGCUGCAGCCAGCACUGCGGACCCUGACCAACGACUACAAUGGGCUCAAGCGUCAGGUGCGCGGCUUCCCGCUGCUGCUGCAGGAGGCCCUCAAGAGCGUCAAGGCCGAGAUCGGCCAGGCCAUCGACGAGGUCAACAGCAACAACCAGGAGCUGCUGCGCAAGUACCGCCGGGAGCUGCAGCUGCGCAAGAAGUGCCACAAUGAGCUCGUGCGGCUGAAAGGGAACAUCCGGGUGAUUGCCCGUGUCCGGCCAGUCACCAAAGAGGAUGGGGAAGGACCUGAGGCGACCAAUGCUGUGACCUUUGAUCCCGACGACGACUCCAUCAUUCACUUGCUGCACAAAGGAAAGCCCGUCUCCUUUGAGCUGGACAAAGUCUUCUCCCCAAAAGCCUCACAGCAGGACGUGUUCCAGGAGGUGCAGGCCCUGAUCACCUCCUGCAUCGACGGCUUCAACGUCUGCAUCUUCGCCUAUGGCCAGACGGGUGCUGGCAAGACAUACACGAUGGAGGGGACCCUCGAGAACCCAGGCAUCAACCAGCGGGCCCUGCAGCUGCUCUUCUCCGAGGUGCAGGAGAAGGCGUCCGACUGGGAGUACACCAUCACCGUCAGCGCGGCCGAGAUCUACAAUGAGGUCCUCAGGGACCUGCUGGGGCAGGAGCCCCAGGAGAAACUGGAGAUCCGCCUGUGUCCUGACGGCAGCGGGCAGCUGUACGUGCCAGGGCUGACGGAGUUCCAGGUGCAGAGCGUGGAGGACAUCAACAAGGUGUUCGAGUUCGGCCACACCAACCGCACCACGGAGUUCACCAACCUGAACGAGCACAGCUCGCGCUCGCAUGCCCUGCUCAUUGUGACGGUGCACGGCGUGGACGGCAGCACUGGUCUCCGCACCACGGGGAAGCUGAACCUGGUGGACUUGGCCGGCUCGGAGCGCGUGGGCAAGUCAGGGGCUGAGGGCAGUCGCCUGCGGGAGGCACAGCACAUCAACAAGUCGCUGUCGGCCCUGGGGGACGUCAUUGCCGCCCUGCGUUCCCGUCAGGGCCACGUGCCCUUCCGCAACUCCAAGCUCACCUACCUGCUGCAGGACUCGCUCAGCGGGGACAGCAAGACCCUCAUGGUGGUGCAGGUGUCCCCCGUGGAGAAGAACACCAGUGAGACGCUCUAUUCCCUCAAGUUUGCCGAGAGGGUGCGCUCCGUGGAGCUAGGCCCUGGGUCCCGCAGGGCAGAGCUCGCGUCCUGGUCCAGCCAGGAGCACCUAGAGUGGGAGCCAGCUUGCCAGACGCCACAGCCCUCAGCACGCGCCCACUCGGCCCCUGGCUCUGGGACCACUAGCCGCCCAGGGUCCAUCAGGAGGAAGCUGCAGCCUUCGGCCUGACGGCUGGGGCUGCAAAGUCUCCAGGGAAGUCGAGGCCAUUGCCUGUGUGAUGGACAUGCUCACUCUGCCGGACGAGGGACUGGGUCCUGACGCCUGCCUGGCCUGUUCCCGCUGCAGCGCCUGGAGCCCGCAGGGCAGAGGCCAGAGUGGAGGCUCCUCGUUCGCCCGUCUACCCUCAGAGAUAAGAAACACGCUCAGAAGGAAAUGGUGUCUCGGCUGUGGCUCUGGGCGCAGGUGGCAUGGGC